UUUUGUCUUAUUGCCAGCUUCCCUUUCUGCAUCGCCUUCAGCUGCGGGAACCAUGACUACUUUCUCCAGCCAUAGCCAGUCCUUCUUGAGAGGAGGCCAGGGGCCCAGAGGAGGGAGUCUGCUCGCCUUAACCGGAUCUCAGCCGACAUCCAAUGUCUUUGGGGGGAGUGGGGUCGCUAGGAGCUUCUCGUCCCCGACGAAGCGUUAUGGGCAGGAGACCAACGUCCUUGAUAUGAACGAGAAGGGCACGAUGCAGAAUUUGAAUGACCGCCUCGCCACCUACCUGGAAAGGGUGAAAUCUCUGGAGGAAUCCAACAAAGAGCUGGAACGAUGCAUUCGGGAAACCUACGAAAAGCGAUCGUCCGCUGGGCCUUCUGACCUGAGUGGGUAUUUCAACACUGCCAGUGAGCUGAGGGCUCAGAUCCAAGAAGAGGCCUCAAGAAAUGUGGGGCUGCUUCUCCAGAUUGACAACGCCAAACUGGCUGCGGGUGAUUUCAGAGUGAAGCUAGAAUCGGAGCUGGCCAUGCGCCUGUCUGUGGAGGGAGACCUUGGCGGCCUGCGCAAGGCAUUGGAGGACCUCAAAACAAGCCGAGCUGGUCUGCAGCUGCAAGUAGACAACCUCCAGGAGGAACUGGCUUUUCUCAAGAAAAACCACCAGGAGGAAGUCGCCUCUCUCCAAGGAAGGCUGGGAGGCACCAUCAAUGUGGAGGUGGACUCCAUGCCCAGCAUUGACCUGCAGAAAAUCCUGGCUGAGAUCCGCGACCAAUAUGAGCAAAUCAUGGAGAAGAACCGCCAGGAAGCUGAGGCAUUGCACAAGGCCCAGUGUGAUGCCAUCAGCCAGGAGGUCGCAGUCAGCACGGAAGCCUUCCAGGCAGCUCAGGUGAAGAUUGCAGAGCUGAAGCGGCUGGCCCAGGCCUUGGAGAUCGAGCUCCAGUCCCUCCACAACACGAAAGCAGCCCUGGAAAGUACCUUGGCGGAGACCGAAUCCCACUACGGCAUGGAGCUGUCUCGGCUGGGGGACCUCGUCGCUGCCAGGGAGGCUGAGCUGCUGCAGCUGAGAGCCAAUGCCCAGAACCAGGCUGAAGACUACCAGCGACUGAUGGGCGUCAAGGCCCGGCUGGAGCAGGAGAUCGCCACCUACCGGCGUCUGCUUGAAGGAUCAGAAGCGGACCCACCAGUCGUCCUAGAGCCUUCUUCCACCCGCCGGGUGAAGACCCUCAUUGAAGAACUGGUGGAUGGCAAGGUGGUCUCCUCUCAUGUGGAGGAGGUUGAGCAACAGCUCUGA
This is a messenger RNA of Heteronotia binoei (common prickly gecko), 1285 nucleotides long. Its product is annotated as keratin, type I cytoskeletal 47 kDa-like. The record is from RefSeq and is a predicted model, not a curated record. Gene Ontology annotation, molecular function: structural molecule activity. The coding region runs from base 53 to 1285 and encodes 410 amino acids. Lineage: Eukaryota; Metazoa; Chordata; Lepidosauria; Squamata; Gekkonidae. The transcript has 9 exons.